CGCAACUGACAGCUCGGGUAUAAGACCUCCGCGCUCACAGACAGCAGCCGCUCAGCUCAACCAACUCGAUACAUGGAGAAGACACAGACCAAACGCUCGGAGGAGAUACCGGUGCUUCACAAACAGGAAUCAGGAUGGUCUAUAGCUCGGCUCUGGUCUUUGGACACCUCUUGUCGGAGGAAGAAAACGUCGUAGAGAUGAUAGGAAAGUGCUUUUGUCCGCUAAAGACAACAGGACAAAAGAUGAGUUCAUCCCGGCGGGGAAGCGUCGAGAGCUACGAAGAAAGCGAGAGCAUUUCAUCCUUUGCUGACCUGGACGCCGGUCUGGAGCACGAACAGCGGCUUUUCCAGCAGGUUGUGACUCAGCAGAUGGAGCGUCGCCUCACUGAGGCCAAGGCUUCCAUCCUCAACUGCCAGGUGCUCCUGCUGCCUCGCCACAUGACCACCAGGAUUAGUCAGGAUGUGGUGCGUGCCUCUGCUGAUGAGCCCUGUGGGCUCCGGGGGGCCUCCAUCAAGCUCUACAUCGAUGGCAAAGAUGGCCUGAAGUACAUCGGGAGCAUCUUCCCCGAUUCCAGCGUCACACCGACUUUCGAGCUAUCUGUGGUCUUCAAGGCAGAAAGUGACGGCUGGCCGUCAUUCAAGAACAUCUUCGAUGGCAACAAAGUUUUGAAGCUGAGACCAGAGUACCGGCUGGUCAAGAGGAAGCUCUACUCCUCUGCCAGUCCUGUUGUUCACGACUUCAACUAGGGGUGAAGAUGAGACGCUAAACCAUUACCCGUGUGUGGUUUUAACCAUCAGCUACAUGUAGUCUGCCAUGCACUGGAACCUGAUUGCCUUCCUGUAGUUUUUAAAGUGAGUUAUUUAUUUUUCUGUAUGAAAGUCUGACAGGAGGCCCACUAUUUUUCUUCUUUUUUAUAUUUAUUUUUCGCUUUCCUCUAUUCUGUAGUUGGUGACAGUAUUUUUGCACCAGUAUUUGAAUGUAAAGAUGUGUACACUGGAAGUGUGUCAGUACAGGAUUGGGCAGGCCUCAUUCCUGAAAGAUGCCUCUUAAUAUACAGAAUGCAAAAUAAACCUUUUGCACAACUUCA
Pundamilia nyererei is the source of this 1087-nucleotide messenger RNA. Its product is annotated as DNA damage-inducible transcript 4-like protein. Lineage: Eukaryota; Metazoa; Chordata; Actinopteri; Cichliformes; Cichlidae. Gene Ontology annotation, cellular component: cytoplasm. Gene Ontology annotation, biological process: negative regulation of signal transduction. The transcript has 2 exons. Bases 135 to 746 code for a protein of 203 amino acids. The record is from RefSeq and is a predicted model, not a curated record.